Messenger RNA from Saccoglossus kowalevskii, 2638 nucleotides. RefSeq names its product kanadaptin-like. Gene Ontology annotation, molecular function: protein binding. Lineage: Eukaryota; Metazoa; Hemichordata; Enteropneusta; Harrimaniidae. The record is from RefSeq and is a predicted model, not a curated record.
AAGACAUUGAGAUGGACUGCACUGAGAAACAUGAUAAUAUGAAGAGAAAUCAAUGACAUUGAACAAAAUAUGUUCCCAGGUAGUGUUGAAUGAAAAAAUAUCUAGUGUGGAAACAAAAAAGGAAGAUUGUCAAAUACAAUUUAAAAUGCCAACUUUUAAACUUCCCUCGUCGAACCUGAAAAAGUCUACCACUGACAAUGUCUCGUCGAGUCCUGGGACAUUAACAAAAGUAAAUAAGGACGAUUCGUCUGCUAGAAUAUCGACUUUCGAUAAACAGAAUUCUCGAGAUGGAGAAACUUCGGACUCAAAUAAAGUUGUUACUUUACAUUUAGUGGAAGGAGGCAAAGCUUCAGAAAUUGAAUCGCGAACAACGUCAGACCAACGUCAGAAUCUGAAUCAACCAGAUGUAUCCACCAACUCGAACUCGUCAUCCCAGCCGAAAUUAGUUAAUAGUUCCCCACCCCCAGUACCAUACAAAGAACCACAGUGGAGCGGAGUCCCCGAAUCCACAUACACUCUUGACGUUCUUAAAAACGGUUGUAUUCAUUCCCAGAUAGCGUUAAACAACCGGCCCUACCAUGUGUUUGGGCGUUUAGUUAGCUGUGAUGUGGUUCUUGAACACCCAUCAGUUUCGCGAUACCAUGCUGUGUUGCAGUAUAGAGCAUUUAGUGAUGACGAUCAUCCGCAAGGUUUUUAUUUGUAUGACCUGAAGAGUACACACGGAACAUUCCAGAAUAAAUGUCAACUGACUCCAAAAACCUAUUACAGAGUGAGAGUGGGUCACAUGUUUAAAGUUGGAGGAAGUUCACGACUGUAUAUUUUGCAGGGUCCUGAGGAGGAUGCAGAUGAGGAAUCAGAACUCACAGUGACUGAAAUAAAAGAAUUGCGACAGAAGCAGUUAGAGAAGUUAGAAGCCUUAGAAAAAGUUGAAGAUGAUAAAAAAGAUGUCGAUGAAGAAACUGAAAUGGUUAAGAAAGUUACAGAAGAGGAUAGUGGAAUUGAUUGGGGAAUGGGAGUGGAUGCCAGUGAAGAGGACACUGGUGAUAAUCCGUAUGCUACCAUGGAAUUUAUGCGUGAAAAAGAUCCACUUGACUUGAAGGAUCCUAAAAAGACUUUGAGAGGAUAUUUUGAAAGGGAAGGUGAAGAAUUGGAAUAUGAAGUUGAUGAGAGAGGUUUAAGUCAUGCUAGGGAGUAUAUAUGCAGAGUCAGAUUACCCAUUGAGGAUGCAAGUGGAAACUCAAUUUAUGCUGAAGCGUCUGUGACUGGUAAAAAGAAAGAAGCUGUGAUAGCCUGUGCUGUAGAAGCCUGUAGAAUACUUGAUGGACAUGGAGUACUCAGACAAUCAACACAUGAGAGUAAGAAGAAAAAAUCCAAGAAGUGGGAGGAUGAUGACUAUUAUGACAGCGACGAUGACACAUUCUUAGAUCGAACAGGGAUUAUUGAGAUAAAAAGAUUACAAAGAAUGAAGAAAGCGGGAAAAGAAGAGACAGUUGUUGAAACUUACGAUUCAUUGAUGUCAAAGUUCACAGAAGUUGAAAGCCAGAUCACAAGUAUUGAACAAGAAAUAGAAGAGCAACAGUCAGAAUCCACAGAGCAGUCCACAUCAACCAGCUAUGAAGAUUCAUUAGAUGCAUUUAUGCAGACAAUAAAGUCUGGCAGCAGGAAAGACAAAGUUUCUAGGUCGAAACUCAAACUUAAACUUUAUGACUUGAGAAAAGACAGAUUGAAAUUGCAGAAGUUAAUGAAGGUUGCAAAGCCAACUGCUUUGCCGGAGCUGAAAAAAUCCCCAGUUGCUGCAACAAAGAGAUCCACUGACGUUCCCAAGUCAUUUACUGUGGGUAGAAUGCCAAUGGUCGGCACUAUGAAGAAAUCAACCAUUUCAUUCAAGAAAUUCAAAUCUGACACUUUAGCUUCUGCUGUGAAAACUGUCUCUUCUGCUCCAGAAGAGGAUGAGGAGGAUGAUGAUGAUGAUGAAGAAGAAGGUGUUGUCAAGGAAACACCUACAAUAACAACAUCAGACUUGUCUAGUACAGCUACAGAAGAGAAUUGCAACAAAGAUGACAAUUUGACACAUGUGAGCAGCAGUGAACCCAUGGUUGAUAUGACAACUGUAACUGCAGAAGAUGCUGGGGAUGAAGAGGAAAGAGUGAAAGAAAUAAAGUCAUCGCCUGAAAAGACGAAAGAGUGCAAAGAAUCAAAAAGAUCUACUAAAAAGCCCGUCACCAAACUUCCACCUGUGCAGUAUGAUCAGCUAGAGGAAGACGAUACAUAUGCGGCUUGGAUGCCACCAGUUGGGCAAACUGGAGAUGGUAAAACUCAUCUAAAUGACAAAUAUGGAUACUGAUCUAUUUGUAUCAUAGCAACACCUUAUUCCAUCAAGCAUAUAUUUUAUGCUUGAUAAUAAAUUUUUCUUUACUUUUGUGUCUGAUUUCAUAUAUUGUAGUCAUGUUUCUUGCCCAGUAAAAGUCUAUAUACAGCUAAGCAAGAUUUUCUAAAAAAGAAGUAAAGUCAACACACUAAUACAGUAGUUUACAUUCACUUUAUUUAGAUACAAACUAUUGAUUCGAAUUUCAUGUAAUACAAGCAAUGUAUUUUACACACAUUGUGUGCGUUGCCAUGACUCCCAUAUCGAAUAAGA